CUGCCCACUGUGCUUGCAGGCGACGAAACCCUCGCGAUGCUUGCUAUAUAGCGGCGGAAGAAACGGAGCGAAACACCUUUAGACCCUCGCCCCUUGGACCGCCGUUUUUACCCCCCUUCGUCCCGCAGGGCAGCACUUUCUCUGACACCGGCCCCGGUUGUUCUCAGCCAUGAACGUCUUCAACCCAAAAAUCCUGGAUGCCAGCAUCCGGGAUGUCACUGCGAGCCUUACCGACGACCAAAAGGCAGAUGUCCUGUUAUAUGCCAUGAAGCACCUCCAGGUCGAAAAUUCUAGAACCACAAUCGAGAACGCCGUGCAAUCUAUUCUACAAAUUGCAGACCUCUCCCCUCGGAAUGCGGCGUCAGCGAGAGUCCUCCGAGCCAAGGCCAGGCUUGCCGCCGGGCGGAGGGUCGGUGCCCACGAAGACCUGGAGGCGGUUCUGCGUCUUGAACCUGACCAUCCGGAGGCAUCCAUCCUCCUGAGCAGGCGGGUGGUCGUCACUGACAAGUCUCCUGUGCACCCGCGGUCAUAUCCGAUGUUUUCGGUGGAGAUAUGGCGCGAGAUAGCGCUCUUCCUCCCGCGGCACGACCUCAAGACGCUCCUCCUCGUCCCCCACAUCGUCUCGCGAGUCGCGUCGCAGCUCCUAUUCCAAAAGAUCGACUUGCAUUUCGUAGUAUGGGAAGACGACGAGGACGAGUCCCAGCCGGAGGUGCGACUUGAUCAGCAGCUCGAUAAGUGGCACGCCCAGCGAUCCGCCGACAUUCUCACCAGGAUCAUCAUCGACCCCGGCUUUGCCAGCCUCAUCAAGACCAUGCGGAUAUUUGCCCCUCGGCUGUCAGUGCAGCAGAGCAUGGCCUUCCAGACGGGCAUGUUGUCCAAUGCUCUGCCCAAAAUGAACAACCUCACGAACUUCCACUGCACCAUGAACCCGCAGGGGCUUAAUGCUGUCAUGCGCGUCAUCGAGUCUUCCCGGCCAAAACUGAGCGGGCUAUCUCUAAAACCUACGAACCGCUCAACGCCGAUCAUCCUCCCCAACCUCAAGUCGCUCCGCAAGCUCGCCGUGUACGACCUAGACGAGAACGCGUCGCAGACGUUCAAGUUCAUCGCGCACAAUCAGGGCACCAUCCGCGAGCUCUCGCUCAAGGGCCUCUUCUCGACGCUCUCCACCGAGGCCCUCGCCGUGCGCCACCUCACGCAGCUGGACUUCUCUGGCACCAUUCGAGCCGACCGCCAGGUCUUCUCCGAGAUCCUCGCGAACGGGCGGCAGCUUGAGGCGCUGCGGAUAAGCUGUAUCCUCAACACCGCCGUAUCCGCGCAGUUCCGCUCCAACAAGACCGCGCUGCCGUACCUCAAGCACUUUGCGUUCUCGAUCAUGAACAUCAGCGCCGCGGUGACGGACACGGACCUCUUCCCCGCCCUUUCGGAGUUCCUGCGAAACAGGAAGGCGUUGGUCACGCUGCACCUCAAGGCGCCGUUCAAGUCGAUGCAGCAGCGGCUCGGGUACGACGCGGCGGUUUGGGGCGUGCUGCCGUCCCUGCCGAGCUUGCGGAACGUGCACAUCACCAUCCCAAAGGACGUUGCGCCCGGCCUCGCGACGUGGCUCAUCCCGCGCGAGGUCACGACCUUGUCGUUGGAUGGGGAGCUCCCAGAGCUCGCCGAGAUGCCAUCCUUCAUCUCACAACUGCGCCCAGGCGUUCCGCCCGGGCUCAAGCUGGUUGCCUUUCCCCAAUACGCCAUCCCAGAUGUCGCACUGCUCAUCGAGCGAGGAUUUCCUAUGGUGCGGGUCUGCCGGCUCGGCGAUGACUUCUGGACGGUCAUCCGGAAGGAGGACGGCGUCUCCAUCAAGGAGUUGGAGAGAUGGCCGUCAAGACGCGCGAGGUACAGCGCACCAGAGUGGUUGGAGUGGCUGGGAUGUGAGGACGCAUUGUGGCCGGAGAUUAUCGAUUUCUUGUGAUUUUUGGGUAACCAGUGGACUCUCUUGCUCGGGCGUCGUCAUUUACCGCGGUGUAUUCAUAGUGAUAUGUUGUCCCUGUACCCAGCGCGGUGUAAUCGUCCUAAAUAUUCGAUCCGCUUGGAUCAUAUGAGCCCGGUUUCCGGACAAUGAGCUGCCUGGUUACCGACAUGGUUCAUAUGAACCCUGAGCUCGAGCAGGGGUGGGUAUGACCGUACCCUGCCAGAACGCUGCAAGUCAUUCCGGAAGCUGCGGGUCGGACGGC
This is a messenger RNA of Gloeophyllum trabeum ATCC 11539, 2216 nucleotides long. RefSeq lists its product as uncharacterized. The coding region runs from base 170 to 1954 and encodes 594 amino acids. The transcript is spliced from 7 exons. NCBI's taxonomy places the organism in Eukaryota, Fungi, Basidiomycota, Agaricomycetes, Gloeophyllales, Gloeophyllaceae. Gene Ontology annotation, molecular function: protein binding. The record is from RefSeq and is a predicted model, not a curated record.